AUGGAGCCUGGACUUGGAGGCCCUUCUGUGCUACCCCACUGUGCCAAAUAUAGGCAGCAGGCUCCACUUUGUCCCUCUGUGCAGUCCCCUGUGUGGCCGACCCUGGCCGCCCUGGCCCUGUUGAGCAGCGUCGCCGAGACCUCCCUAGAUCCCGCACCCCACAACCCCGCCACCCGUGAAGGCCCCGCGCCUGUCCUGGCUCCCCCAGCCGGCCACUUGCCGGGGGGACACACAGCCCGCAUGUGCGGCGGAAGAACCCGGCGGCCACCGCCCCCAUUACCCCGGCCCGCGCCCUCUCCUCCUGCGCUGGCCCGCAUGGCCCGUGCGGGGAGCAGCCGCGCGAACCGGGCGCGGGCCGCAGGGGCGCGGGGAUGCCGCCUGCGCGCGCAGCUGGUGCCGGUGCGCGCCCUCGGCCUGGGCCACAGCUCUGACGAGCUGGUGCGCUUCCGCUUCUGCAGCGGCUCCUGCCGCCGUGUGCGCUCUCCGUACGACCUCAGCCUGGCCAACCUGCUGCACUCGGGGGUCCUGCGACUGCCCCCAGGCUCCCGGCCACUCACCCAGCCCUGUUGCCGACCCACUGGCUACGAGGCAGUCUCAUUCAUGGAUGUCAACAGCACCUGGAGGACCGUGGACCACCUCUCAGCUACCGCCUGCGGCUGCCUGGGCUGA
Messenger RNA from Elephantulus edwardii (Cape elephant shrew), 669 nucleotides. RefSeq names its product artemin (gene ARTN). Lineage: Eukaryota; Metazoa; Chordata; Mammalia; Macroscelidea; Macroscelididae. Bases 1 to 669 code for a protein of 222 amino acids. The transcript is spliced from 3 exons. The record is from RefSeq and is a predicted model, not a curated record. Gene Ontology annotation, molecular function: growth factor activity; glial cell-derived neurotrophic factor receptor binding; receptor tyrosine kinase binding.